Molecule: messenger RNA, 4628 nt
Organism: Austrofundulus limnaeus
Lineage: Eukaryota; Metazoa; Chordata; Actinopteri; Cyprinodontiformes; Rivulidae
Product: NEDD4-binding protein 2
Cellular component (GO): nucleus
Molecular function (GO): endonuclease activity; ubiquitin binding
Source: RefSeq, a predicted model, not a curated record
CCCAUUCACCUCUGGCUCGCCUUGCCCUGACCUCGUAGGGCAGCCUGGACCGAUUGAGCAACAUAAAAAAUCCCACCCUCAGUUGUUUUCCUCCCUCCCUGACGUGUCGUCUCUCGGCCAGUCUGGAACAGUGGGAGUCCACGAAGACGCUUUCUGCGAAUCCACCGAGUCACUCAGUCUCCGGGAAGAAGCCAUCGGCAGGCCUGAUAGUUUAAAUGCUGAUGUUGACAGUGAUUUGGGUGAACUGGAUUCUCAGCUAGACGCCCAGUUUGAGCCAAACCACCCAGGAGGCGACCAGAGAAUCCCAGACUGUAUCGUGGAAUCAGUGAUGAAUGAAGAUCAAGUUGGGGAUGAAGAGCAAGGGGCUUUCUUUGAAUCUAUUGGACAAAGAGUGAGGAGGGAGAGAGCAAGCAGGAGGUGUGGUGUAGAGAUGGAGGAGCCAGUAGAUCUAGUGAAAGAUACCGACUCGUCAGACAGAGAGAGGGCGAAGCAUGAGGAGGCAGAAGGGGGCAAGAUGCUAGAUUUUGAGGGAGACUGGCCCACUGAGCGAUCUCUUGAGCAGCGACAGGUGAGGAGAAGAGAGAGGCCUAAUGAGAUGAAUGUGAACGAAGCUGGAGCAGGAGCCAUUGAUGAUGAAGCAGUGAAGAGUGAGCAGUCCGGUUCAGGUGUCACUGAGCUUCAAAAGCUUCUUGAUCUCAUUCAGACCGGUGUGGUCCCAUUUCACACUGGCUCUUCAUGCUCCCAGUCCCUUUCGCAAAGCUCUGAAGAUGAAAUCCAAAAAGAAGACGAGGCAGGUGGCAGCAGAGCCAGCAGCAAAGGGGAAUUACCCGACUGCGUCCAAGACUGGAAGACAGCCGACUCGGGCGCUGUCGUGAAUUUGAGAGACAGUGAUUGGGAGAGAGUUGAAAUUGAAAUCACUGAAAAGCAUACAGAUGUGUCUGACAUUGGUAGAGAGCUGCUUGACUUCAAAACUGAACAUUUGAAUCUAACCUUUGUAUGUGGAGACAAACUAGAAAACUCCAGCUUUCAAAACGAGGCCGGCAGAGGUGUGGGUCUGAAAGAACUUGCAGAAAAUACGAGACGGGCUGUAAGUAAGGGUGACGACAGCUGCGUCAGUGAGACGUGUGAGAGUCCAGCGUGUGAGGGGGUUACAGAAAACACUACAGGUUCUCAGGAGAGAAAGCAGAGACAGGGUCGUCGAUCGGGGAAGCAGUGUAAGCUUGCCCUCACAUUCACUCAGAACUGCCCCACUUCUUCGUUAAACAGUUCAGACUAUUUAAGCACUACAGCUGAUGUCAAAGACAAUGAUAUGAACAGAGUUAACUCAGAUACUUUCAGUCCUGCUCACGGCACCAGUUGUGAUUUUAAACCAGGCUUGGACCUGCUUCCCAGCUCUGAUUCUGAUGGACAGUCACAGCUGCCGGCUUCCCUUGUUUUGAUAGAAAUGGGUCGCUUCACUCAGACAGAACCUCGGGACUUUGCUCUUCUCUGGCGCCUCAAUCGUCCCAACAGUUCUGGUGACACAGCCGUGCCUGUGGGUGGACAGUCCAGCGACAUCAACGUCACGGAGGGUAAUUCAUCCCGUUUCGUGCCUCGGCCCUCCGCUGCAGCACUCGCAGACCAGGUCCCGUACCGCGGGGUGCACGAGAAAGGCACUCAGGUGGAGGAGAAAGAGCUCGGGGUGACUCAAGACCGGCUUGGGAGCCUGCGCAUUCUCAGCUGCCAUUUUAAGCUGGUUAGUUUUGACACGUUGGAGGAUCUGUAUGACAAGUGCCACCAGGACUUAGAGUGGACUACCAACCUGCUGCUGGACUCUGGAGAGAGGUUCUUUAAGGAGGAGGAGGAGGAGGUGGAGGCGCACGGUGCAGCUGAUAAAAACAACACUACGUCCGGUCCAGGUGAAGGUUUAUGUGAAAAUAUAGAAGCUGUUAAAUGUCCCGACGCAUCAAAUCAACAUGAAGACCGUCUGAAAGGAGAGCAAACUGGGCUCAAAGAGGACAUCCUUCAGUCAACGUGUGGGAAUGAAGGAAAAGGAAGCAUGGGGGUGUUUUCUAAAGGUGCAAACGAGGAACCGUCAAGUACAACUCCAAAUUUAGGGCAAGCUCUUCAAACAGAACUUAACCUCCCAGAAGCAGAGAAGGAAUCAAAACAGAGCAUCAGCACUGACCACAAGGUGACGUCAGAGCCUGGUCCAGGAGGAGGAGCUCGGGUUGGGGGCGUGAAUAACGAGGAGGAAAUCACCGACGAGUCGAGGACCAACAUUCAGGAUGAGAUCGCCAGCAUGGAUGAGAUUAAUCGGCUGCUGCAGGCUGAACUCGAGGAGCUCGAGUCGGAGACUGAGCAGAGGAAAAUGCAGAGAUGCAGCCUGGAAAUUCAGACUGUGGAGCUCAAACUGCCCACUGAGCUGGCUCUACAGCUGACGGAGCUGUUUGGUCCCGUCGGAGUAGACCUGGGUACAUGCUCAGCAGAUGACUUUGCCGUGCAGAUGGACCUGAAGCUGGCAAAGCUGCUCCACCAAAAGUGGAAGGAAACUAUUCAGGAAAAACAAAGACAAGCUACUCUUUCUUUUCACUUGCUUCAGCAAAGUUCCGGAAGACGGUUUGAUGAACCACGAGACCGGACGCACCCAGCUAACUUCUCAACGCGCAAAGAUGGUGAUAAGUCACUGGUCGGCCAGCCAGAGGCCAGUGGUCAGAUGCCAGUCAUGGACCACUGGAAUGUGUCCCGUCCACAGGUUUCUCUCAGAGAUAUUAUAAAAGAGGAGCAGGUUUUGCAGGAGAAUAUGCAAAAGACCAGACAAAGCCGUGCUGACCUUGACCGCUGGGAUGGAGCCACGUUGUUAAAGGAGAAGCAACUGUUCUCACUGUUCCCCACCAUUGACAAGCAUUUUCUCCAGGACAUCUUCAGAGAUCACAAUUACAGCCUAACCCAGACAGAGCUGUUUCUUCGCUCGCUCCUGAACGAGGAACCCGUGAAGACCGUCGUCGCUCCAGAACCUCCUCAGUCUGACCGCCACAGAGCAGCCAGCAGAGAAAGAGAAAAGAAGCAGAGGCACCCGGAGGCAACUGUACCCAGAUACCAGGACACCGAGGACCCAGAGUACGAAGACUUCAGGGCUGAGGCCUGCCUUCAGAGGAAGCGGCAGCUCGAGAGUUUCGCRAAAGCCUCAGAGGCCUACAAGCAGGGGCGCAAAGAAGUGGCCUCGUUUUAUGCACAACAGGGACACUUGCAUGGCCAGCGGGUGCGUGAAGCCAAUUACAGAGCAGCAGUUCAAAUCUUUGAGCGGGUCAACUCGUCGCUUUUGCCCAGAAACAUCCUGGACCUCCACGGGCUGCAUGUGGACGAAGCCCUGGAACAUCUGGCUCAGGUCUUACACGACAAAACUGCAGAUUUUGAGCAGGGUCUUUGCCAGCCCCAUCUGUCUGUCAUCACAGGAAGAGGGAACCACAGCCAGGGGGGAGUGGCCCGCAUCCGCCCCGCUGUUAUAGACUACCUCACCAACAAACACUACAGGUUCACUGAGCCAAAGCCAGGCCUCGUGUUGGUCUAUUUGAAGUGAAAAGACCUCGUCUGUGCUGCUGCGGAGAAUAACUCCCUUCAUCUCAGCUUCUCUAUUUCCCAAUACAAGUAUAGACGUUUCUAUGCCACGUACAAGCUCCGUCAGUUCUUCUAUUUUUUUAUGACACUCUGUCCGUCUUCCUUUGUAACACAAAACACAAAUAUUUGGUUACACUGAUGGUAUUUUUAAUCUGUCUCCACUUUAUUCUAGAAUGUCCUCUUUAUAGAAAGGCACUGCAUUUGUAAGAAACACAAAAAAGGUAUUUUUGCAUAUAUACAUUUUAUCUUUACAACAGUUUUUAAAUGUAUAUUUGCCUUUUUAGGGUGAUAAAACACUGCAAAUAGUUGCUCUGCAUUGAGUUAUUUAUUAUUUAAUCUUUGAAUCGUCACCUUUUGAAUAUAUAUUCAAGAUUUUAUGGUACAUACUUUGCUCUCAGUUCAAGUUUUUAAAAGUGUUUUUAAGAUUAAAAAAAAAACGAUGCUUGCUUUGAAGGAAGAGACUGCUUUUCUCUGGGUUUUAGUGAGACCGAAGCACGACCGGAGCGUGAAAGUUUACAGAUCAUCAGAGGAGUAAACGACCUCAUUAAAGGGAUCGAGCAACCUUCAUCGUGACUUUUGUAGCGAUUUCUCUCCUGUUUGUUUGAACACCUGACAUGUUCAAAAACUGUUAGCUGUUAAUACACAGAUACUCUGACUCAGGUGACCACCAGUAUUACGCUCCUGCUGACUAUAGGGUCAAAAUGAUCCGAGAGGAUUCACUUUACAAACUGGGGCCUCCUGGGUAAUUUUGACCCAAWGGCAGCAGGAGGGUUAAGUGUUUCUCUCUUUUGAGGCCAGUCGAUUGUUUGCAGCCCAUUCCUGGUAGCUUUUUUUUAAAACUGCUUUGUGCCAAAUGUUCUUGUAAUGUUAAUCUUCCAAAAAAAUGUUUUAUAGCUUGAAAAUGUCUCCAUGUUUAAUUACUAAUGUGAUAUAUUGUUAUAUAUUUUCAUAAAGCUCAGAUUUGAUGAAAAUUUUUGAGCAAAGAAGGAUUUAAAAAAACUUUUUGUUUGUAAGGUUUUUUUUUUUUUUUA